AAGAUAUAUCUUCCGCUUUAGUUGAUGGAAAUCUAGAAUAAAAGACGCUGUUUUCGAGCAUCUAAUGUCUCUUUCUUUCCCAACUUUUCUUUUCAUCAAACCUUCGUAAAGAAGGAAGAGGCAGUAGCCGAGCCUCCGUGGUUCGAAGGGUACGCACCUCUCUCUCCUCUGUCAUUCGUCUCUCUACCGCUCCUGCUCCGCCGGUGAACUUAAUAGCCAAACCAGCACCGGGGGAGAAGUUCAAUCUUUGUUAAGAAGACCAACUUGCAUUUUCCAUGGUUAUGUUCACUAAAACCCGGUUUAGUCGAUGAGAUUAGGUGCUUUGAUUCCGAAGGAGGUAUUGGUCUGAUCAAGUUCGACUGCAACCGAAUAAUCUCUGUACUGGCUCUUAAUUAUUAAGCUCAUCAAGUGGUUUCUAUUUGCCUAUUGGGAACCAACUACCAGUUUGUUCUGGCAGGGUUGAUGUGUGCCUCUAAGUGAGCUCUGUAUCCUAAAACUUUUUCUUGGGUUCCCCAAAUGGGCUUUAUGCUGGUCUUUGUUUUCUCUCUCUUUCUCCUAGUUUUAUAGAUAAAGGAAGCACAAGGUCGUUUCAUUGGGAAGUGAAAUCAGAGGGAGUUCAACUGUAUUAGAGUUGGAGCCAAAGGAUCCAAAAGUGAAGAGGGAAGGGGUUCACAUCUUAUGUCCACUGUCAUAGACAAGUUGUGUAAAAUAAUGAAGAACAGUCUAUUAAAUGCUUUUUCUGUGCUUGCAUUGGAUGUUGAAGAUGAUAAAGAGGAGACGGACCUUGCUUCUGCUGUAAAAGGUGGAGAAAGUGCUUCAAGAAUAGACAAGGGUAAGAACACAAGAACCAGUUCAGGAGAUGUGCAACAAGUAAAAAAUAGUAAUUGGGAUCAGCAAGGACCAGGGGCUUCAGAAGAGUACAAGAUGCCGCUUGUGUGGAUUGACUUGGAAAUGACUGGUUUAGAUGUAAAAGUAGAUAGAAUCCUGGAGAUUGCUUGUGUGAUCACAGAUGGAAAUUUGAUUAAAUCUGUGGAGGGUCCUGAUUUGGUUAUCCAUCAGAGUAAGGAGUGUUUGGAGAAUAUGGGAGAAUGGUGUCAACAUCAUCAUGCAGCAAGUGGGUUGACAGAGAAAGUUCUUCAGAGUACACUCAGUGAGCGAGAAGCUGAAAUGCAGGUUAUAAAUUUUGUGAAACAACAUAUUGGCACAUAUAAACCUCAUAUAGCUGGAAAUUCAGUUUAUGUGGAUCUUAUGUUUUUGAAGAAGUAUAUGCCAGAGUUGGCUAGUAUAUUCUCUCAUGUACUUGUUGAUGUUAGCAGUAUAAAAGCUUUAUGCAUCCGCUGGUACCCAAGGGAUAAAAAAAAAGCUCCUUCCAAGGAAAGCAAGCAUAGAGCCAUGGAUGAUAUCAAAGAAAGCAUUAAGGAGCUCAAAUAUUACAAGGAGAACAUAUUUAAAGUGUCCAAGUCUAAGAAGUGAGGCAAACAUUAUAGUGCAGAUCAUGGAUAAGAGGAUGGAGAUGAUUCUGGUUUCAAGCAAUUGCCUCCCAUCAUCCUUGUCUACUUGCGAAUGGUAGAUCCUUUCUUAUCUUCAAAUGAUUGGCUUUGAGAAGUCUAUUUUUUUUUUUUAGCUGCAGCCUGUUAAUGUUUGGUUCUUUAACCGCAUGUCAGUAUUAAGAUACAAUAUUGGCUUGUCUUAUAUAAACUGUCACACUCAAGGUCUUUGGUUGAACCCAAAAUCCAAUAUCAUCUUUUAUCUUUGAUGCUUGCUUGCA
This is a messenger RNA of Nelumbo nucifera (sacred lotus), 1768 nucleotides long. Its product is annotated as Polynucleotidyl transferase, ribonuclease H-like superfamily protein. The record is from RefSeq and is a predicted model, not a curated record. Gene Ontology annotation, molecular function: 3'-5'-RNA exonuclease activity; nucleic acid binding. Gene Ontology annotation, cellular component: mitochondrion. NCBI's taxonomy places the organism in Eukaryota, Viridiplantae, Streptophyta, Magnoliopsida, Proteales, Nelumbonaceae.